This is a messenger RNA of Microthlaspi erraticum, 1077 nucleotides long. The record is from the annotation of a GenBank genome assembly. NCBI's taxonomy places the organism in Eukaryota, Viridiplantae, Streptophyta, Magnoliopsida, Brassicales, Brassicaceae.
AUGGAGGAAACAAAUAAGAGUGUGCUUGGUGAUUACUUCACCAGUGCUAUGGCGCUUACUGAGUCAGGUGUCCAUCACGUGCCUACCCGUUACAUUCUUCCACCUUCACAACGACCAAUGCUCUGUCCAAGCUUUGCCACCGACACCAUCAAUCUUCCUGUCAUUGAUCUUUCCUUCUUACACGAUCCUUUGCUUAGGCCCCGUGUUAUCCAUGAGAUUGAAAUGGCUUGCAAGGGAUUUGGAUUUUUUCAGAUUAUAAACCAUGGAAUAUCAACAACCGUGGUGAAAGAUGCGUUAGAUGCAGCAACAAGGUUCUUUGACUUACCUGUCGACGAGAAGAUGCUUCUGGUUUCCGAUGAUUUUCACAAGCCAGUAAGAUACGGCACCAGCAUCAACCAUACAACUGACAAAGUCCAUUACUGGAGAGACUUCAUCAAACAUUACUCUCAUCCUCUCUCAAAAUGGAUCAAUCUCUGGCCAUCAAACCCUCCAUGCUACAAGGAAAAAAUGGGGAGAUACGCAGAAGCAACACAUGUGCUACAUAAGCAACUAAUCGAAGCUAUCUCAGAGAGUCUAGGACUGGAUAAAAACUACUUACAAGAAGAGAUAGAAGAAGGCUCGCAAGUCAUGGCGGUUAACUGUUAUCCAGCAUGUCCUGAACCAGAACUUGCCUUGGGAAUGCCACCACACUCUGACUUUAGCUCGUUGACCAUCUUGCUCCAGAGUAGCCAGGGGCUUCAGAUAAUGGACUGCAACAACAACAACUGGGUUUGUGUGCCGUAUAUCGAAGAUGCUCUGAUAGUCCAGCUUGGAGAUCAGAUGGAAGUGAUGAGCAAUGGUAUAUACAAGAGUGUUGUUCAUAGAGUAACGGUGAACAGAGAUAUCAAGCGUCUCUCUUUUGCGAGCCUUCACAGUUUACCAAUGGACAUGAAAAUAAGUCCAGCACCUAAGCUCGUAGAUGGAGAUAAACCAGCUGCUUAUGGAGAAUUCAGUUUCAAAGAUUUUCUUGAUUAUAUUUCUAGCAACGAUCUUACACAACGAAGAUUCAUUGAUACACUCAAGAAGAACAAUUUAUGA